Molecule: messenger RNA, 1408 nt
Organism: Neomonachus schauinslandi (Hawaiian monk seal)
Lineage: Eukaryota; Metazoa; Chordata; Mammalia; Carnivora; Phocidae
Gene: HACD4
Product: 3-hydroxyacyl-CoA dehydratase 4
Exons: 7
Coding region: 34-723 (229 amino acids)
Biological process (GO): sphingolipid biosynthetic process; very long-chain fatty acid biosynthetic process; fatty acid elongation
Cellular component (GO): endoplasmic reticulum membrane
Molecular function (GO): 3-hydroxyacyl-CoA dehydratase activity
Source: RefSeq, a predicted model, not a curated record
CGCUGGAGGGCCCGGCGGCGGCCCACGAAACCCAUGGCGCUGCCGGCCUGGCUGCAGCCCAGGUACAGAAAGAACACCUAUCUUUUCAUCUACUACUUAAUCCAGUUCUGUGGCCACUCAUGGAUAUUUACCAAUAUGACAGUGCGGUUCUUUUCAUUUGGAGAAGAUUCCAUGGUUGACACUUUUUAUGCUAUUGGUCUUGUGAUGCGCCUUUGCCAGUCCAUUUCCCUCCUGGAGUUGCUGCACAUUUGUGUUGGCAUUGAACCAAACCAUCUCUUUCCUAGGUUUCUGCAGCUCACAGAGAGAAUAAUCAUCCUCUUUGUGGUGAUCACCAGUCAAGAGGAAGUCCAAGAGAAGUAUGUGGUGUGUGUUUUAUUCGUCUUUUGGAAUCUAUUGGAUAUGGUUAGGUACACUUACAGCAUGUUAUCAGUCAUAGGAAUAUCCUAUGCCAUCUUGACCUGGUUCAGUCAGACACUGUGGAUGCCGAUUUAUCCUCUGUGUGUUCUUGCUGAAGCAUUUGCCAUCUAUCAGUCGCUGCCUUAUUUUGAAUCAUUUGGCACUUAUUCCACAAAGCUGCCCUUUGACUUAUCCAUCUAUUUCCCAUACGUGCUGAAAAUAUAUCUCAUGAUGCUCUUUAUAGGUAUGUAUUAUACCUACAGUCAUCUUUACUCAGAAAGAAGAGACAUCCUCGGAGUCUUUCCCUUUAAAAAGAAGAAAAUGUGAAGCACUGCAUUCCGAUGUGACAUAAGAAAAAAAACAGGCUUGUGGACUCAGCUGCAACAAACAACACAGGAAGCAUUCUGGUGGGUGCUACUUGACCCAGCUCCAUGACAUAAUGGUUCUCCUCAAGCUUGAGACAAAUCACAGCAGUCUGUUAACCUCACAUAUUUUCAAAACGCAUAUCCUGCACAACCUACUUUACCAAAGCUGUGGGUUUUAUACAAGUAUUAUUUUCCUGUAAGGUGAAUGAGAAAUAGAUUAACUGGAAUGGAUUCAAUUAAACUGAGAAACCAAACUUGUUAGCCGGAAUUAUAUCUGUUUACAUCUAUUUCUUUUCGCUUCAGCGUUUGUAAAUAGCGACUCCGCAGGAGGGCAAAAAUGUGAAGUAUGUUCUGCGGUUGUCACCAUGGCCAGAGUUCACCCCCAUCUUACACAUUAGACACGCUUAGAAAAUUAUACAUUAAUAUUUGGACUUUGAUGCCUUAAAAGAGAAGCCUGAUGAAAACAAUGGAUCUUUAGUAAAAAUGCUCCAUAUUCCUUUUCUGGGGCAGGGGUUGAAAUCAGACCAUAUACUUACCUUACAGGGAGACAAAAGGUAAAAAAACUAGAGUAAAUUAUUUUAAAGGAGGCAAGGCACUUAAGAACUAGUGAUGUUUCAGGGGCGCCUGGGUGGCUCAGUCGUUAAGUG